UUGGCUCACCUAUCGGAUGGAAACUUAACAACACUUAUCCUCAUGUCAUGCCAACUGCACCUUUUGCAACUCCACCUUCAAUGUCCUUCUCGGAUGCACCAACUGUCGCUAUGGGUGGCCGGAAGUCAAUCUCCUCUUCUGGAAUUCCUACACCGAAAUCUCCAGCACCAGUAACGGCUACAACACUCGAAAUGGGAUCAAUUCCCAGUACAACAGCUAUUGUUGGCAGCAUGAAAGGCCGUUGUCCAAAUAUGGCAGCGGAAGUAGGACGGGAGUCAGCAUUUGGCAAUAGUGCAUUUGACAGGAAGAAAUACAGCAAAGGCCGUUUACAACGGAUGAAUGAAGCUGGUUUACCAGAAGUAGAUGAAGAACAGCCAUUAACAAUGAAAGUACCAGAAGGGGAUGAGAAUGAAGAAAAGGAAGUAGAUGAGGAAGAAGAGGAAGGGGAUGAAAGCAGCAAUACUAGCAUUCAAAAGGGGACAUCACAGCAAGCCAAGCGGAAAGUUACUGACACAAAAGCAACAUCAAAGCAAAGGGAAAGCACCCCGCAGGCUAAGAAACGCGGCGGCG
Messenger RNA from Meloidogyne enterolobii, 570 nucleotides. NCBI's taxonomy places the organism in Eukaryota, Metazoa, Nematoda, Chromadorea, Rhabditida, Meloidogynidae. The record is from the annotation of a GenBank genome assembly.